AUUCCGAUACAAGUUAUGUAAACUUUUCAUUUUGACAAUGGAGACGACAAGUGUGAAGGAAAUCUUACAAAACUUUACGUCUGGGAUAACUUCUGCCGAAGAAUGUUUCUGCUUAAUAGUUUCACUUGAUGGAUACGAUUCAAUCAGACAACAUUUUCUGGCGUACAUUGACGCUCUACAGCUCACAAACACAAAAAAGUACCAUGAACUUUGCAACAUUUAUGUAAACUACUUCGAAAAACCUCCAUCGGACACGUUUACGGACCCCAUAAGUUGCAGUGUUGAGAAUGGAUAUUUGACUAGUGACUUUGGGUAUGAAUUAGAUGUAGAGCUUGCAUCUGCGCUUUCAAUAGAGCAGAAAGAAAGUCCCAAAUCUUCAUAUGCCAGUCUUCUGUAUGACAAAUCAACUGGAUCAAGUGUUUAUGACUCAAAAAGUGAGGAGAAGAAUGCACAAAUCCCAACUGCAGAAAUACCAAAACUUUCCAACAACACUUCAUCAAGUCAAUCUUCAAAAAAGAGGAAAAAGCAGGGCAGGGCAAAUGGUCAGAGUUCUGAAAGGCAACUGAAAAGACCUGUGUUGUACUGGCUCAGAAGAGACCUACGUCUAUAUGACAAUCCAGCAUUAUGUGCAGCGUCAUGCAUGAAUUCACCUGUAAUAUUAGUUUUCCUCUGGUCAGAAUCUGAAGAGGAUCCAGACAAUGUUGUGGCUGCUGGGGGUGCAACAAAAUUAUGGCUACACCAUGCUCUGAAGGAAUUAGAUAAAUCAGUAACUGACAAAUAUGAAAAUAAAAUAAUAUUCAGAAAAACAGAUUCAUAUCAGAAAGAAAUAAUGAAAUUGAUUGAUGAAACUGGUGCCAAAACAUUUAUUAUUAAUGACAUUUAUGAGCCAUUUCUCAAGCAGAGAGAUGACAAAAUCUGUGAACAACUACAGAAAAGGGGAAUCAUCUGUAAACGUUAUCAUUCCUACUUGUUACAUGAACCAGGCUCAGUGUCUACAGAGUCCCUCGGGAUGAGAGGAAUUGGUUCAGUGACUCACUUUAUGGAAUGUUGUAGGCAGUCCUCUACACAGCCUAUAGGGCAUCCACUGGAUGCUCCUGGUACUCUACCAAGACCUGAACAGUAUCCAACCAGUGUGUCUCUGUCUGACUUAGGAUUGGCAAAGAUGCCAUGGAGAAAAGAUGGAACAAUUAUAAACUGGGCAGCACCUAUUGUAGAAAAAUGGGAUUUUGGAGAGAAUGGAGCUUGGAAUGCAUUGGAGGUCUUCUUGUCUGAAGGUGUAAGAAAAUAUGAGAAGGAGUCGUGUCGUGCAGAUCAUCUGAACACCUGCAGGAUUUCUCCUUACCUUCAUUUUGGCCAAAUCAGUCCCCGAGCCAUACUGGAGGAGGCCAGACACAUGAAAUCUCCCAAGUUCCUCAGAAAGUUGGCAUGGAGAGACCUUUCCUAUUGGUUGAUGUCCCUUUGGCCAGAUCUCCCUUCACAACCUACCAGGGUACAUUACAGGGACCAGGUGUGGAGCACUAACAGGAUUCACUUGAAGGCUUGGCAGAAGGGAAGGACAGGGUUCCCUCUUGUGGAUGCUGCUAUGAGACAACUGUGGUUAGAGGGGUGGAUCAAUAACUACCUCAGGCACGUGGUGGCCUCCUUCCUCAUAUCCUACCUCCGCAUUCACUGGGUGGAGGGAUAUAGGUGGUUCCAGGACACUCUGUUGGAUGCUGAUGUGGCUAUUAAUGCUAUGAUGUGGCAGAAUGGUGGUAUGAGUGGUUUAGAUCAGUGGAAUUUUGUCAUGCAUCCUGUGGACGCAGCCUUGACCUGUGACCCAGAUGGAGCUUAUGUUAGGCGGUGGUGUCCAGAGAUUGCCUCCCUCCCUAACGACUUCAUACACCAGCCCUGGAAAUGUCCCCCCUCCAUUCUUAGAAGAUGUGGUGUAAAAUUAGGAGAGACAUACCCUGACCGAGUUCUGACAGAUCUGGAACAAGCCAGGGAGCAGUCAUUAUCAGACGUUGUAGCUGUUCGCAAAAAACACCCAGAGUAUGUAGACAGACGGACAGGUAAUGACCUUGUACCUCUCCCUAAUGGCCUCUGUCUCCCAGUCAUCACAAGAAUGGAGUUUAAAUACAAAUCACAUCACCCAGAGGCUAAGGACAACCCUCACACAGCUGUACUUAGGGGGUACAGGUCAAGGAAAAGGGAUGAAGCCAUCGCUUUUGCCAAUGAGAGAGACUUUAUGGCAAGCACGAUGAAUGAAUGUAUGAAGAUGAAUGAAAGGAAACUCAGAGCAAAUAAUCUUCAGUCCUUUUCUUGACAUUGUGUAUAGAGGAAUAAUCAUUUCUGAGCUUUCAUGGACAACACUGCUGAUAUAUUGUUUAAAUCUAAAACAAUAAUCCUGUGAUAUGAGCGAAAUUUGUGAAUGUUUAAAAUUGAGGAGAAAGCUGUUGUUAAUGCAUAAUGCCAUAUGUAAAUUAUUAGUCUGGUUGAUAUUAAGUGAAUGAUGAGAAGUUGUUACAUAAUUUAGGAUACCAGAAAGAUUUUAGAUCAUUACUCAUGAUCAGACUUGUUUAACCCUAUUUUGCCCUGGGAAAUAAAUAUAAUACAGUAA
Saccostrea echinata is the source of this 2596-nucleotide messenger RNA. RefSeq names its product deoxyribodipyrimidine photo-lyase-like. The transcript is spliced from 6 exons. Gene Ontology annotation, molecular function: DNA binding; FAD binding. The record is from RefSeq and is a predicted model, not a curated record. Lineage: Eukaryota; Metazoa; Mollusca; Bivalvia; Ostreida; Ostreidae. Bases 38 to 2302 code for a protein of 754 amino acids. Gene Ontology annotation, cellular component: cytoplasm; nucleus. Gene Ontology annotation, biological process: circadian regulation of gene expression; entrainment of circadian clock by photoperiod.